AUUAUGAAGAGUCAAUCGAGAAUGUUGAAUGAUCGUUGUUUGAAUGCUUUCCAGAAUUCGAGGAUUUCAAGUGACGGCAUUGAAGGUGGCACGGAAAGUGUUCGAUGAGGGUAGAAGUGAUCUCAGUGGGAGAUUUCGAAGAGGAAGAAGCUGACGCGUGCUUCAUAUUCCUCGCGAAUUGGGACUCCCUGACGAAGUUUCUGAAAGCCUCGUGACAAGGAUUGGUCGGCGAUAAUUCCGAAGACUCGAAUCUGGAUCGUUCGGUGUGAGUGAUCGCAGAGAUUCUGCGAAUUUGGUGCGCGAGCGACAUUGAAUUGUCACGUUUUCUAAGUGAGCGGACUGGAGCCGAAUAGUCGGAGGUGAAUUAGUGUGGAUAAUAGCCGAAACGCACGUCAGAACUAUGGUGAUGUUGACGGGAGUGAUUCGCGGCAGGAACGGAGAUAUCAGUUAGACAGCAAGAGGAUGCGGUGAGAAGCCGGCUGGUUCGCGAGAUUCGAGAUGUCCGCCGUAACCAGCCCAUAUGGCCCCGCGGAGAUGCUUUCCGACUCGGUCUACAACUACGCGACGACCCGACGGGGCGCCGCCGAUCAGGACAGCGACUCCCAGUACGAGGCCCAGGCCCAGUUGCAGAUCACCAGCAGCAUCCAGAGCAAGCCGCGGAACAAGCGGAAAAACUUCAAGCCCAUAAGCAGCCGGAUGGCGGAGAUAUCCGACGAAUCCGAGAGAGACGACGACGAACCGGAGGUCGUGGAGGAGAGUUCCAGCGAGAUCCUCGAGUACGAGAGGAAAAUGUUGUUGCCGGCCGACGAGAGAUCGAAGCAGAGACUAAACAACAACGAGGCCAGUCCGAUGGACCUCUCGGUCACCACGAGACCGCCGUCCUCCGAAGCCGACGACGAUAGCGCGGACUCUCUCAGGCAUAAGUUCAUCAUCGAGCAACUGAGGUCGCAGAAGUUUUACUCCCCCGGUACAGAAGCGAGAAGCCCAAACUCCGAUUCAUCGGAUAGAAGCGGGAGCGGCGUCUUGGAUGCGGAAUCGUCUCGCUUGGACGAUCAGGAUAUCCAAUUCGAAGAUGAGCGGGGCAACGAUGUCGAUGGCGAAGUCGAGAUCGAAGAGCGGAAGCCCUUCGAGGGCAUGAGGGAAUACGCGGAAUCAACGAUGCAAGAACUUCUGGCAAUCUAUGGGCUGGCGGGAGGCGAACUGGCGAAAUCGGUCAGCAGGCAACUGCCGCCCACGUUCCUCAACCCGAACGUUGGCCAGCAAGCUCAAGGAAAAAUGAAGGUAAAAGAGGAGAAGGACGCCUCGUCGAUGGCGCCAGGAAGUCCACCUACGCCUCCGCAUACCCCGCAAAGUCCGCAACGUGCGAUCCCGUCUCUUAGCAAUCUAUCGCAAUCCUGUCAAACAUCAAACGCAAACUCGCCGAAUCUGCAGCAACAGCAGCAGCAACAACAACAGCAACAGCAAUCGCAGCAGCACCAAUCGCAGGAGCAACAGCAGCAGCAGCAGCAACAACAUCCCGUACAUGCCAUGACUAAUUCACCGUUGAGUCAAAUACUGGUGCAGAAUCCGGCAUUGGCGCAAUUGCUGCAACAAAACCCAGCGAUCUUGUCGCAGAAUCCUCAAUUGGCGCAGCUGCUGCAGCAGAAUUUGCAGGCUCAGAUGGGCAGCGUGCUCUUUCAAAAUGUCAGGCGGGAAGAGUCCGAGGAUUCCAGGGUACCGCCGACAAUAGCGAGCCUGGCGGCGAUGAAGGUGGAGGCAGCUGACCCGAAGGUUUCCGCGUUGCUCAGGCAGAGUAUGUCUCCGGUGGCGGAUUCUCUGAUGAGUGGUUCCAAGACAUCAGUGUCCCAACCAAUCAUCGAUUAUUCCCGAUAUGUGAGAAGAUAUUCAUCCAGUCAAGAAUGCGGCAGUACGUACUGCAAGGAACUGGGUUGCAGGGAGCACUUUCAUUGUCUGGAUUGUAGCGGAAGAGUGUUCGUGAAGAAGGAGGAAAUGAUCAGGCACUUCAAGUGGCAUAAGAAGAGAGACGAGUCUUUGCAGCACGGAUUCAUGAGGUACUCGCCGACGGACGAUUGCUCGGAAAAGCACCCUGGCCGGUCCUGUCCGCACAAUAGAAAGCAAACUCACUAUCAUUGCAUUCACGAGAAUUGCGACAAGGUGUAUAUAUCGACAUCGGACGUGCAAAUGCACGCGAAUUACCAUCGCAAAGACUCGGCCAUCAUACAAGAAGGCUUCCAGCGAUUUCGGGCCACCGAGAGUUGCGCGACUGACCAUUGUCCGUUUGUUGGACAACGUACCACGCACUUUCACUGUCGUCGACUGGGAUGUCGGUUCACAUUCAAAAAUAAAGCCGAUAUGGACAAGCAUAAGUCUUACCACAUCAAGGACGAGCAACUAGCACGCGACGGUUUCAAGAAGUUUAUGAAAUCGGAAGCCUGCCCUUUCGAUCAGUGCCGAUUCUCUCGGGUUUGCAAUCACAUUCAUUGUAUACGACCGCACUGUAGCUACGUUCUGCACUCGUCCGGUCAGCUCUUUUCGCACAAACGAAAACACGACCGUCACGAUACAGAACUGGCUUAUCGGAAGUACAAGCCGGUCACUACGGUAGGUGGUAUUCGUCCACCUGGGUCAUGGGCGCCGGACGAAUUAAGUGCUCAAAGUUUAUCUUUAAGUCUGAACGGUGAGAGCUCGAACGAAGGCCGAGGUUCUCCGUCGUACUAUUCUUUGGAAGAUUCUUUUCAAAGUGCUAGCGAUCUCGCUAUGGAUCUCACCGCUCCGACUACGACCAUUACGGCCAGCGGAAGUUCCGUUAACCUUGAGCAGCAGCAACAAUCUCAACAACUCACCGCCGCCGAAUUGGCCUAUCUGAUACCGGCCACUUCGGAUUGCGCCUGUAACGCCAGCAGAGAGCACCAUCAUUGCGGAUUAGACCGCUGCGGAGCGACCUUGAAGGAUCCCCGGGAAGUCAGAGAACAUCUGAAGGAACAUGAGACGCAGGAACGCAUAACGGACGCUUUCUUUGAAGAGGGCGGCUGCGAUGAUAAUUGUCCGUACGCGGACAAAGAGAAGCAUUAUCAUUGCAAUUGGGAGAACUGCCGAGAAGUGAUACUUUCUACCGACAAGCCAUUUCGUAGAUUGCAGCAUUAUAAGAUUCACGAGUACAGCCGACAAUUAAAUCUCUCUUGUUCCUCGCAUGCUCUUUCCUCUGAUGUCACAUUGACCCACCUGACAAACAUCGACGCGAUGUUCAGGCGGAAGCGCGGUAGACCUCCUAAAAACCGCGUGAUAGAAAUCUGGUCAGGCGGCGACCCCGCGACACAUACUCACGAUUCGCCGCAAGCGAUCUUUACGAGUUUUAAGCUCCCCAAACCGCAAACUCCUAAUUUAAUAUCUAAUAUGCUAAUGGAUGAUCGAGAAGGCAGCGUGUCGCCCUCGAACAGUUUGGGCGAACCUGACGGAUUCGCUACGUACAACUCAGAAGGAUGUCCGGACACGGCCUGCGUGCUUAGAUCAACCAGGCAUCAUCAUUGUUCCCAAUUACGGUGUCAUUUUUCCACCGAUCGGCCAGACCAAUUGCUCAUGCAUAGUAAGGAUUUCCACGACAAUGUCGACAUACCACCGGGCUUUGCCUUCUAUGAUAAGAUGGUCGACUGUCGACUGGCUGGCUGUCACAGUAAUCGCGUUAAUCGACAUUUCCAUUGUACCAGACCAAAUUGCGGGUACUCGUUCGUUAGAUAUUCAACAAUGGCAUUGCAUGAGAAGCAACACUCCUCCGGUCACGUCGAGCCCUGUGGUCAAGAGUCAAGUAAUCAAGAAUGUCAAACACAGCUUCAAUCGUUGGUCCAGGAGACGAAACCUAGAAUCCAGGUGAAGAAUCCUGCCGAAUUGAUCGAGAAGCCUGAUGAGAGUUUGACGGUAGCUGACCAGGAGAGCAGAUCGAUAAUCGAGGAUAAGGAAUCCGAGCUCGCGAGUCCCGAUAGUGCCAAGACUACCGUGGUGAGGGCGGCUGGCACCUAUUAUCCGGUCAGCGGACCGCCGAGCGAACCCGCACUUCCGGGCGUCGUGCUAUCCAUGCGAACUUCCGUGCACCAAGAAUCGCCGGUUAUGCCGUCUAUGAGCACUACCUCGCCGCACACCUUGUAUGGACCGGAGCAAAGCUGUAGCAGGCCCUUCUGCAAGCUGAAACGCAAGAAUCAUUAUCACUGCAACGCGUGUAAUCAGGCUUUCUCCGAGUUAGAUCGCUUGGUUGCGCAUAUAGCGAAGCAUUCGACCGGUGCCAUUCUCAGCCAGCAGCAACACGACAUGGUUAGCCCGUCGCCUAAUCAGCUGCAGCAUGAUUACAUCACGCAGCUGUCGCAGAAGCACGACUUUAUGUCACCGAACGCUCAAAUGGCUCAAAACAUUCAGAAUUUUCAGAGCCAAAUGCAACGGCAGAUGCAGCAGACUCUCAACCAACAGUCUCAAUCGAAAGACAUCAAGUUGGAGAAACCGAGAUGUAGUAUCGAUAUUGGUGUACAAAAUGUCCCAAACGUUAAACGGGAACCGUCCGAAAUUGCAUGUAGGGACGAAGGCAACAAUACUGCGAUAGAUAAUCACGAAAACGGUCAAUUGGCGCAACCACCAAUUCAGCCUAGCAAUGUGCAACAGCCUUCGAUACCGACAAGCUUCGAACUCGAUCUCAGCCAUGGCUUUCACUUUCCGAGCCCCGCUGUGAUGGCCGCGAUGAACCAACAGAUCGCUCUGAUGAAUCAGGCCUUACCGCCGUUUCUUCAGCACGGUGGGAUGUAUGCCGGUGCACCUGGACUGAUGUUUGCGCCCGGAUUACCACCGACCAAUUUUCUCCCACCUGCGAGAGACGAAAAUCCCCUAGCUUCGCUGGCAGCUAAUCUUAAUUUGAAUAAACGAUCUCUCUCACCGCCAGACGCUAAUUCGCCGGAAGCCAAGAAGCAAAGACUUCAUCAUUCAAUGCGCAUGCUGAAGGACGAGCCUGUACCAGAAGGAUAUGUCAGAUUCAGAUUCAACGAGGACUGCAGGUAUCCUCAUUGCGGCUACAGAGAGCAUCAAACUCACUUCCACUGCAUGCGUCAAGACUGUGGCUAUUCGUUCUGCGACAAAACUCGAUUUGUGCAACAUACCGCAAGGCACGAACGGCUAGAUACCUUGAUGGGAGGUGAUUUCCAGCAGUAUCGGGCUAACGUGCCAUGUGGCAGGGCUCAAUGCGCGUAUACAUCGUCCCUCGGAUCAAUGCAGAACAAGGCGUCACAUUUUCACUGUUUGAAGUGCGACUUCGUUUGUACGGACACGAAUAAGGUGGUCGCUCAUCGGCGACAACAUGCCAAGCUGGACAGUAUCGCAGCGGCGGGUUUCCAAAAGUUUACGCCCAGUCAACCGUGUGGAGCUGUACAGUGUCAACACUCUGGCAAACAGACGCAUUAUCAUUGUUUGCAGUGUCAAUAUGCGGUAUUAGGUCUGGCGCAAAUGUCGGCGCACAAAUACCGACACAUGGACUCCUAACGAUCUCCCGUAGAACUCCUGCACGUUGCAGGACGCCCGAAUAAAGCAUUACCUUGGUCCCUGUAGACAUUCCCUAGAGAAUGGUGUUGCCCAUUCUUCUCCCGACUAGGUGGAAAAUCGAGCGAAACCAGUAGGGGACUAGUCAACGACUUUGUCGCAACUCGAUGCCCACCGUCGAUAAUUGUCCCGCGUAAAAGAAAGUCUAAACGGUCGUCCGCGAAAUUCUGGAAGACGCCCACUAAAAGACAAAUUCCUAGUCCCUAUAGACAUUCCCCGAAAAAAUACUUGAGUGCCUCGAUUGUUCACGAUCGAGCAACGUUCCUGGUAAUAUGGAUGAUCAGUGGCAACCGGUAGGGGGCUAGUCAAUAACGUUUAUCUUCAGAACGAGUACUAUUAGGUCGAGAUCUUCGAAUCAAGAUACGUUCGGUAUCUGUGGCUACGUCGAGGAAACGUUGAGGAGAUUCGGUCUUUUUUUUUUGUUUUUGUAUAUAGAGUCUAAGCACUCUUCUCUCUCUCUGAGGUGAACCAGCGACGAAGAAUCAGAGAAACGAACGCAUUAUCGAGCAAUCUUUGCAGAUUCUAGUAAACGCUUCCACGUAUAAACAAGAACUUUGAUACGGGAUAAAUUCAGUAGAGAAUUACGAGAUUUAUGUAGUCGAACCUCAAAGUAUAAUUCUUCCGGACCAUGAAUCUUGAGAACCGGGAACGAGAACGAGGGAUGCGAGAAUCUGGCGUAGCACUAAGACAAUAAUAUGAAGACAAGUCUAUAAUAUAGCUUUAGCAUGAAAAAAAGACAAACUAUAAUAUUUAAUAGGAGAAAAAAGGUACCUUGUACAUUUUUCCCUUUGUUAGUGUCAUUCUGUGUACCCUCCGCGUGAAGUCCUUACGAUAAUCUAGAUAAUAGAAAUAGUUUAAUGCAUUGUCCGUAAAGAAUAAAGAGAAAUAGUAAUACAAAGUGGCAAGUCGGCGACGCGACAAUUCAAUUGAUACUCUGUAUGCAUUGCGAGAUAGUAGGAAUUAAUGCAAUUGUCAUAUCUUUCGCUUUGGUACUGAAGAAGUGAGAGAAAGAUAUAUCAUUUUCCUAUCGUCUAGACACUCUAGGCUGUAAAAUUAAAAAAUGCCUAUUGCGUUAUGUCGGCGAUAUUAGCGUUCCUAUUGCGCAUUUGAUAACGAGAAGAUCAAAUAAUAGUUACAAUAUUGAGUGCUCUUUACCUCUCUGAUUAUCUUUUAUAUUUGUUGUAAAAAUUUCUAGAACAGUUGCUUUAUAUGUGUCUUUCGAUUAGUAAUUGCAAAUUAUUUAUUUAAUUAAUUCAUGUAAUAGAGUUUGAUUGUGCAAUGACAAUGAUCCGUUAUAAUUCAAUAAGUAAAAAGGCGAAAUUAGAGAAAGAAUGGGUUUAAGCUUCAAAGAAAAAAUCGA
This is a messenger RNA of Mycetomoellerius zeteki, 6928 nucleotides long. Its product is annotated as zinc finger protein castor homolog 1. The record is from RefSeq and is a predicted model, not a curated record. Gene Ontology annotation, biological process: regulation of neuron differentiation; positive regulation of transcription by RNA polymerase II. Gene Ontology annotation, cellular component: nucleus. The transcript has 11 exons. Bases 499 to 5511 code for a protein of 1670 amino acids. NCBI's taxonomy places the organism in Eukaryota, Metazoa, Arthropoda, Insecta, Hymenoptera, Formicidae. Gene Ontology annotation, molecular function: DNA-binding transcription factor activity, RNA polymerase II-specific; RNA polymerase II transcription regulatory region sequence-specific DNA binding.